AUGUCAAAUAAGCAGAGGAUACUACGAAACCCACUUUUAACUAACUCAACGAAGUGGCUCGAUAAUGUGCCAAAGAAACAUCAUAGUGACCUCAUUCAGAAUGGAUUUUACAAUCGCAAUGAGCUAGACAAUAACCCCUAUGCUCAAUCCUUGAUCAAAGUUGAUGCCAACUCAAGCACCACGGUUCUACCUGUGGGUAACGCCAUUAGAUUAACAGCGACUAGGACCAAUGGAACCAACAAAAGUGAAAAAUCACUAGUUACACUUUUACCAAGUUUGAAUUUGACGAAAACCGAACCCAGCCGAUUGAUCAGCAACAAUAAGUCAUACAUUGAAUCGAUCCAGGAAAACGCAAAGACAUCCCAGGCUUAUAGGCCGAUGCAAAUGGAUAAACUGGAGUUACCACUGAAAUUCAAGGUUAAAUUUAUUGAAAAUAUGAGUGAUGAAAUUGACACGUUGUACAAGGAUAGGAUAAAGUCGUUGUUGCUAAAAGCCAAGCGGGAGAACGACCUGGGAGAUGGAAUCGAGCUCAUAGAAAUGGAAGGUAUAACUCGAUGGGAGGAUGGCAUACUCAAAAUCAACAAGUCUUUGAUUGGAGUAACAAACAACACAUUUGUUUCCUUUGCAAGUAACCCCGAGCUUGCUCGACUCAUUAUCGCCUAUAGUGAUUACAAGAGCUAG
Lodderomyces parapsilosis is the source of this 681-nucleotide messenger RNA. RefSeq lists its product as uncharacterized. The record is from RefSeq and is a predicted model, not a curated record. The coding region runs from base 1 to 681 and encodes 226 amino acids. The transcript has a single exon. NCBI's taxonomy places the organism in Eukaryota, Fungi, Ascomycota, Pichiomycetes, Serinales, Debaryomycetaceae.